This is a messenger RNA of Phytophthora sojae, 1281 nucleotides long. RefSeq lists its product as hypothetical. Bases 1 to 1281 code for a protein of 426 amino acids. The record is from RefSeq and is a predicted model, not a curated record. Lineage: Eukaryota; Oomycota; Peronosporomycetes; Peronosporales; Peronosporaceae. The transcript is spliced from 3 exons.
AUGGCGCAUCUGGACGGGAAACAUGCGGGCUACGACGCCCAGUUCACGUCUGCGCAGGCCAGCACCGACCGCCCGUUCCACAUGUUUCAGUGGCUCCAGUGGAUUCUGAUGCGGAACAUGCCGGUCCAUGAAGUCGAAGACGCGCUGACAAGAGCGAUGAGCAAGCUGCGACCUGUUACGGUCAAGGCUGUUCAGAAGUGCAUGGAAGGCAUCGCGAUCAAGAUCGGACAAGACCUCAAGAAGGAGCUGGGAAUACUCUUUGGUCUUAUGUUCGACGGCUGGUCCCAUGCCGGUGUGCAUUACGUCGCUCUCUUCGCUGUUUACGAGCCAGAUGGCAAGCUGCGCGUACCGUUGCUGGGCUUACCCCCUCUUGCCGACGGAAACCAGACGGCUGACGUCCACGUGGAGCUGUUUAAGAACAUCCUCGAUGUCUAUAACAAGACACUGGACAUGGUCGGGUUCAUGGUAGGCGACAAAUACAACACCAACCAGGCGAUCGCGAAUAAGAUGGCUGUGCCACUCGUCGGCUGUGCCAGCCACAGGUUUAACCUCGCCGUCAACAAGUUCCUCGCGCCGUACAAGACAUUGCUGUCCGGCGUCAACACGCUCAUGGUGGAAUUGCGGAAAGAAAACAACCGGGCGGUGCUGAAGAAGUACACGGAACUCGAUCCUGUCAAGCGCUGUCACGCGCGCUACAUCCGUAUCCGCGCCGAGAUCAAGAUGGUCGAGGCUUUUGAGCAGUUGAUCCCUACUGGUGCAAAGCACAGGAAGCUUGUCGCUCUCUUUGAGCACCUAAAGAAGUUCGACAGCAUUUGCAAGCGGCUGCAGCGCGACGACACGGACAUGGACGAGGUGCGUCUCAUGUUUGACGCGCUAAUCGUGGAGUAUCCAGUUAUGGCAGAACACCUGAGAUCUACGGCUAAGAAUGUUCACGCUCCUGCGUUCGAGACCGGAAUCGUCAAAAUGAUCUCUGGCUGCGCGCUUACAUCGGCGGAAGAAGCAGCCUUGAAGUGUUUUAAAGCGGGCCAAGCUGCGGGGAAGAAGCGCAAGGACAGAGAAGAAGACUACGCGGCACAGCUACUUCGAGGCAGAGGAAAGAAGCGAACCACAAGUACAAGCUCGACGCAGUAUAACCCUCUCGUCAAAAUGGUGCCGCCGACGUCUAACACAGUGGAGCGACUGUUUCUGCAGUGCAAGCUGAUAUUGACACCACAGCGCCGCGGGAUGUAUCCUGCUCACUUUGAAGAGCUCGCAUUUUUGCGGGUGAAUAGAGGCAUGUGA